GCUCUCUUGCUCUCUGUUUGCCCGCACACGUAUAGUAACGCUGGGCCCAUCUCGCUCUCGACCCAAUUCCUCUCCUCCCCCUCGUCGAUCCCUAUAUACGCACCGGUACACGGGUACUCUGCCAUCGUCGAAUCGCUUCUCCUGCCUCUCGUCGACGCUUCGCGGGGCAAUUUACCAGCAAAGAAGCCACCAAAGGUCCUUCCUUCUUUGCUCGUAAAUUGAUCCGAAUAACCAUCUAUCCCCCCCUCCGCAGCAUAUCGUAUCCAGCUGUAAAUUGAACCGAUCCGAGCGUCGAGCUUGCAAGCUCCCAAGGGGCCUAAAAUAAGGAGCAGAGAGAGAGAGAUAGAUCGAGUAUAUAGCGAGUGAGUCGCCCGAGAGCGCCUCGCUCGCGACCGGCAACCCGAGCCACCACGGGGAAGAAGAAGAAGGAGCAGGAGAAGGAGAUGCAGGCCACAGGCGGGGGUGGCGACUGCAAGGUGGCCACCGUCGAGGUCGAGGCCUCCGGGGCCGGGGACAACACGGCCACGCUGCCCGUUACGCGGCCCCUCAAUCCUCAGGCCGGCUCGGCCGAGCCACCCAACGCACAGGACAACGCGGAGAAGAACAACGCCGCCAACAAGGAGAUGGAACUCAAGAACGUGCGCUCCACUCCGGCCAAAAAAACGUCCCUGUUCAUAAUAAUGAGCUUCAUAUACGCGAAGCUCCUGGUGGUGGUGUGCGUGGCGUACGUGAUAAGCGAGGCGGUAACGUACAGGCUGCCCCUGUACUACUACGAGGGUUUCUUCACCUACCUGUACGGAGUGAGCAUACUCUUCCUCCUCUACGUCUUCUGUUUCCUGCUGCAGGAGAGCGCGUGUUGCUCGCGGGGCGCGGACGUGCCACCGCCCCAGCCGAAACCCCCCAAGCAACCCAAGGAACCCAAGGACAAGAGCAAGAAGAAGGACAAAAAGGACAAGAAGGACAAGAAGGAGGAGAAGAGCAAGAAGGAGUUUCAGGAACGUUUAUUCCAGGAUGCCACGGAUGUGGAGGCCGGAGUGGCCACCCGUGCCCUCAGGAGGCGCAAGACCUCCCUGAACGACUCGAGCCACGGAAGCUUCUUCCUGCGAAUCGGCGCCAUCGGCUUUGGUCUCGGCACGAUGGUGUACAACGGACUGGAAUUCGGGGUCUUCUUUGAAGUCCCACCCACGUCGCCCUGCUAUCAGAUACUCCAAGGCGUCAACCCCGUUCUCCAGAUGAUCUUUACUUUUAUGCAAAUGUACUUUAUCUUCAUGAAUUCUAGGCUGAACAUCCAUCGAUUCAAAGUCGUCGCCCGAUUCGGCCUCAUGCACGUGGUGGCCACGAACCUCUGCGUCUGGAUCCGUACCCUCGUACUGGAGAGCAUAAAAGAGAUAACCGAGUACCACCGAAACCAGGGUCGCACCGAAGCCGGAAUACUAGCGAGCAUAAAGGGCCAUACGCUGCAAAACGCUGGGGUCAUACUGGGCGAGCGUCCCCGCGACAUGGCGAACCUGCGCCUCUACCCGGGCGGUAGUCCCACACCCUACCCGAACAAGUUUGCCCGGACGGUGGCGACGACCGCCUCCUCGUUCAACCGCAUGAUGCGCACGACGGUGCGCCCGGUGGCCCGUGCCGUGACCCUGGGCACAAAGACGACGACCUCGACCUCGACGAUCACGCCGUCCUCGUUGUUGUACCCACGUAGUAGUAGCAGUAGUAGUGGCGGCGGUAACCCGCUCUACUCGUCUACGUCGUUCCCGAGCACCGAGUGGACGACCCCGUCCUCGAGCGAGGCCUACUCCUCGACCCUACUCACCGAGGCCGCCACCUCCACCCUGGCGCCCGCUACGACCACCGCCGCCGCAACCACGACCUCCACCGCGGCGACUACCCUAUCCGGCAUCCUAACCUCUCUCCUGCCCAAGAGGGACCACUACUCGCUAACGACUUCGCCGCCCGACUCGGCUCUAGGCUCGACGACGACGGCCACCACCAGCAGCAGCAGCAGCGCCGGGGCCCUCUUGCACUCCACCGCCACCUACGCAGCCGACAUAUUCAGCGACUUUGAUCUCCAGUCGGACAGCGACAGCAGCAGCAGGAACAACAUCCCGCGCUUCGUCGACUCGGUCCUCAACUCGACGGCGGCGAAUCUCACGGGGAGCGCCACCGGCGCUUCGGUCAUCGGUUCCCUGUGGAAUCCGAGUUUCAACGUUUACGCCGAGGCGCUGACAUUCACCGAGACCGGGCCUAUCGGGCUCAUGCCGGGCGGCAACAACACCUGCGGUCGGGUCAACAUCAUGGGCACCAUUGUCAAGGACGCGGCGCCGUACCUGUUCCCCUUCAUCAUCGAGUACAGUUUGAUCGGGGCUGCGGUCAUCUACGUCAUGUGGAAGCACAUUGGCCGGCACCCGCGCUCGCCCCACCAGAUCGAGGCCGACCUCGAGCGCAAACUCGAGGCCAUGCUCUCCAGGCGCGCCGUGGCUCUUGCUCACGCAGAUGAGUCGGCUGAAAAUAACGCUGAAAAUAGUGCUGAAAAUAACGCUGAAAAUAACGAAUCAGGGAAUGUCACUAAGCAAGAAGAGCUCGAUGUAGGAAAAGAGACCGGUGUUACAUACACUUUGAGCAAAGAUAACGGCCGCAUGGAUUGCGUGGGCGCCAGCAAGGGUCUCUUCAUCGGUCUCCUGCUCCUCGUCGCCUCGUUGAUCUGCCUGAUCCUCUUCUUCGUGCUGAUCCACCACCCGGACUUUGGACUGCUCGCCAUAUACCUCGCCGACGUGUCGCACUGCGCCCUCAUGGUCCUUUCGAUAUUCGCCAUCAUAGUCGGCUUCUGUCGCAUCCAAAACCUCAAGUUCAAAGCCGAGGAGCAGAGCGACCUCAACGACAUACUCCUGCGCGUCUCGGCCUUCGGGCUCUUCAUCUACGCGGUCUUCAGCAUCAUAGCCGGCUCCCUAGCUGCCUUCACCCACGAGCCGAACCUCCUCGUCAUGGUGACCAACGCCGUAGCCGUGGUCCAGGUUGUCCUCCAAUUGCUCUUCAUCUCGGACGUAUCGCGCCGGCGUGUCCACCUGCCCGAGCACGAUCGCAGCAAACCCGGCCGGCAGAUAGUCACCUUCCUUCUCAUCUGCAACGUCACCAUGUGGGUCAUCUACACCUUCGAGGCGCAAAAGGUCGCGGCGAAUCCCGUGCAGAUCGACUUCUACGGCUACCUGCCCUGGGCCCUCGUGCAAAGGUUCACGAUACCCCUGUGCAUCUUCCACAGGUUCCACAGCGCGGUCACGCUCGCCGAGAUCUGGAAGACCAGCUACAAGGCCCGUCUCGAGUAAGCCCAUCCCACCCCGACUGCCCUCGCGUUUGCGCUCGCUCGUUGACGCGCCGGCUUAUCUCUCGCUGGAAGCAAAAAAACGACGGGUUAUCAUUACGAUGUAUUUUUUUUUUGCAAUUUUGCGACGACAACGAACGGCGCUAACUCACCCUCGCGAACUGCACGAUGCACGCCUCUUAGUUGUCGAUGGGCUGAUUACACCUGUACUCCUCUUUUGGGUUUACUUUUCGUUUGACUUCGUCGACGGAUCAUCUCCACAAAGUUGCGAUCAAAACCAUACAUGGAUUCGAUAUACACCCCGAAAUCGGGAGCCAAAACCGCAUCGUGAUAAUUAUUAGGACGUAUGUUUAGACGUUUAGUUUGGGCUUUUCGACGAUUCCAACGUCGCGUUUUCUACUUUUAUACCUUGGCCGGCCGUUCGCGCGUCCCGCAAUAAGUCUGAAACGAAAAAAAAACAAAGGGGGCGAGCGCGCGAGCAGACGGGCUUUUUUAGUCUAGACCGACGAAACGAUUAUUCGAAUCUUGACGGCGAUUUCUUUUCGAAAGUUGUGCUGCAGUCGCGUGUAGGUGGGCCCGGGCGUUCGGGACGUUGUCGGAGAUCAUCAUAGCAAAGAGGCUGAGAGGAAAAGACGAAUUUUAACUGACGAUUUUGUCGCCGAUCGACUUGCGUUAAAGUUAAACGAGAUUCGAUGUUUACCGAUUCACACGGGACGUGUGUUAUGAUUUUUUAUUUUUUACCCCCCAGUCUGUGUUCAAAUUCCGUUCGAUCAGUGCAAAGAGAUCAAUGAAACGCGAUAAGAGUACAAAAAUUAUUCUUACCCCGAUGAGCAACUCAUUUUUUGAAUCAAUGCAGUGGUCUGAACCUUAACUUUGAAUAAUUUGUGGGCAAAAUUUCUAAUCAACUUUACAAGCAACGAAGAUGUCGGAGAAAACAGCAUUACUAAAUUGAUGGAAAAAAAAAAAGAAAAGAAACCCAACUUGCUGAGAGUUAAUGAGGCAUAGGUAGGAGACAUUCGAACUCGAUGAACAAAUAAAAGUAACCAAUGAAUUAGCCAACUCGUAGAUAUUGUGCACGCAAUUUUAGCGCGUCAUGUGGAAGACACGCGAUUUUAACCAAGUAAAUUAAAAGCGUAGAGGCCGUAGUGGAUAACAAAGAUGUUUUAGAGGAUAAACAAAAGAAUUCAUCCAUUCAUCGCGAAAAGAUAAUUACGUCGCUAUUUAUUAGUGGUCUAGGGUCCGAAUUUUUUUUCGGCCGCUCAUACAUUCAUGAUGCAUUAACAGAAUCGAUACCGCAAUCUGUGUAUUAUUAUUACUAUUAACGUCGCUAUUAUGCCGGUGAUAUUAAAAAGAAGAAAAAAAAAGUAAUAAUAAACUUGCGAUAUAUUUCAACGUGUUUUAGAAAAAAAUGUAAUAACAAUAAUAAAAACCAUACCCCCCCCCCUCCUCCGCCGCAAGAGUAGAAGCCGAGUUUCUCUAAUUUUUCCCUUGGAAAGAGAAACAGGAGAAAUAUUGAGGAUUAGUAUAAUAAUAGCUAUAAUGAAUAUUAAAUCUAAACUCUCUUUGAUCAUCCUCGUAAGCGCCAUCCUACUUAUAUAGCUUUCCAAGUCUACGUACGUUUAAAUUUAAAUGAAAAUGAAAUGACACGCAAACGAUUAGGUAUACAUUAAAACGUAUAUAAAAUAAACAACAUAAGAGUAAAUAUGAAUAUAAAAAUAUAUAUUAUAAAUAUAAACGUGACGAGAUUGAAACGAAUGAGUUUUGUCGGGCGUAGAUUGAUGAGAAUCGCGAGGAAGUGUACGAAAUGAAACAAGAAAACACCACGAUGACGAAAAACAAGAAAAAUAAUCAUACGAACAUUAUAGAUAUAUAAUAUGACUUAUACAUACAAGAUUCAAGUAACCGAAGCGACAAUGCAAUGGUAAGGAUAAAAAAAACAAAAAUUACGAUAUACAAAGAUAUUAUAUAUAUAUAAAUAUAAAUAUAAAUAUUAUGAUUAAUAUAACGUGAAGGCGUAAUUGUAUCGACUUAUUGUGUGCGCGUGAAUGUAACAAAAUAUGCGUGCGUCCAAGUAUAUAAAUAUGAUGUAAAUAUCAGUGAGUUGUACGAGUUAAAUAUACGAGUAUACGUUUGCGUGACUUACGAUGCAUUUACUUUGUAAUCAAUAUCGUUCGUUUUUCUAUUAACUCCUUCUAUCGUUGUAAAAGACUUAAGUUGUGUACUUUUAAUCAUCCAGUAUAUAUUCAACAAUCAUUAAAUAUUAUCGCCAUCGAUCAUUACGAUUUUCAUUACAAUUAUGAUAAAUUUAACGAUAAGAGGAGAACCCCUUAGAGACAUGGCUAAGCGUUGAAGCAAACGAAUGGCCGAGUUGUGAAACAGACGAGGCAAUAGUCGAGAGAUUUGUUUAGCUUUUGGCGAAUAAUAAGUUUUAUCGAUAUUUCGGUAUGAAUAUUACACGAGAGUGUAAGUAAUUGUAAGUUUUGUGAAAAUAUGUAACACUGAUUAAAAAUCAAUAAAAAAAUGAUAAAAAAAAAUUAAGAAGCCAAAUCACACAAUUGUUCGUUAUCAAGUAACUGAACAUGGCACUGCCACACAGGACCAAAAUAAUAAGAAAAAAAACAAACAAACAAAAAAAAAAACAAUUUAAAAAAUUGAAAAGAUGAUUAAAAACAAAGAUCGAUGAGUUGGUCCCAGGUACACGAUAAAUAAAAAAUAAAUUAUCUCUGAAAACCAUGAAUCAUUGUACUGGGUUGCAGGUGUAGUUCGAUCUGAAACUGGUCAGACUUUUUUUGUAUAAUCCAUUGGAUCGCGGGAUCGUUUUGACUCGGUUAUAGAACGAAAGGACAGGGACAGCUGAUAAGGGUUGACUUUAAUCACGGUUGGUUUGCGAAAGUAUGUGUUUGAAGGAUUGAAACGAUUUUUUUGAAUAUUUGCAAUAGCAAUGAUUAUUAAGCGAGGAAAAUUUUUGAAAUAAAAUAGAGAUAAUAAAUAUCGAUGUGAGAUUGGAUGAAGAGAGUACGAGAAAUAAUAAUAGUAAUAAUACAAUAGUAAUAGCAGAGAGAAGGGAAAGGAGAGUCGGGAAAGCUUGAGGAGGAACACGUGAAAUUAAAGCAUUCUUGUAUAAGUACACCGAUAUCUUAAUGAAAAUAAUAGUAGCUGUAAGCCUAAACGAUUGUAAGGCCGUGGAUUUGUGUGAAAAUGGAAACAAAAAAGAAAAUAAAAAUUUUGAGGGUGUUAUCGUAUGACUCCGAUGACCCUCGAUCAAGUGAUUGAAAGUGUAAUCAAAAAAACAAGGGACAAGAAAAUUCGAUUCAUUUUUUACGGUCAAAGACGCGAAGUAACUAUAUCUAUUUUUUAAACAUGUUUUUUCGAGGAUAAAAUUCCCUGUAUAGUUUAGAGAAAAAAAUAAAAUAAAAAUACGGAAGUCACGAGGAGCUCGUGUAUCUAUUAAUUUUACGAAUUUUAGUGAGUAAAUAAGAUAACAAAAUAAGUGAAAAAAAAAAAAAAAAAAAAUUAAGUAAAGGGACGACCUUUCGUAAUUUCAGUUGUUAGCGGAAAAAAAACAGAGACAACGCCACACACGUACUCUCGAAAAUCGUAAACAUCUUGAGCUCGGAGUUAACGUCAUUUAGCGCUGCACUUCUUUAUAAAAAAAAUUAGAAUUGCACGACUGAUGUGAUUAUAGUGGUGAUUCAACAUAAAUUCCGAAACGUUAAAAAAAAAA
Copidosoma floridanum is the source of this 7040-nucleotide messenger RNA. It is a transcript of the gene OtopLa, whose product is annotated as proton channel otopetrin-like a. Gene Ontology annotation, cellular component: membrane. The record is from RefSeq and is a predicted model, not a curated record. Lineage: Eukaryota; Metazoa; Arthropoda; Insecta; Hymenoptera; Encyrtidae. Gene Ontology annotation, molecular function: proton channel activity. Gene Ontology annotation, biological process: proton transmembrane transport.